AUGGACUCUGAGUCUACUUUCGAUUUUCUUAUCAGAGAGCCUUCGUCAGAAAUUGAUUCAACACUACUAUCGCUGAAUUCUGAUAUUUCGGAUACGAUGUUUAACAUGAGUGACGCCCUAUCGGCUCUUCCAUCUGAACUUCAAAUUUUGGAGUCGGAAAACGAUGCGCAGGCAUGCAAGCGUAAAUCGGAAGACAUAUCCUACUCCUACGCAACACCUCUGACAAUCGAAUUAAAGGCCUCAACAUCCCCGGCCACCCUAUUAUCUGAAGAUUCGCUUACUUAUCUCAAUCAGGAUCAACCAUACACUAUCGAAAUCAGUGACGCUUAUGGCGAGAAACCGUGUCUUAUCAAGAGCGUCGUUAGGAUCUGCUUCUACCAGGAGCGUCUCCAAGUCAACGAAGCUAGACAUCUCGCCUUUUGGCAGACCCAUCACCAGGGCGAGCGGAUGCUUGAUCUUGAUGUGGAUGGUUGUUUCAACUUUCAAGAGGUCUACGCCGAUCCGGAUAACCUCAAUGCCGUGGUUUGCGUCUGGCACUCUUCUGCCCCCUGUAGGCUCUCUUUUAAGGCUCACUGCGUAAGCACCGAGUUCACCGCUAAGAAGCACGGUGGUGAAAAAGGUGUGCCUUUUCGCAUUCAAGUGGAUUCCUUUCGUGAGUGUGACAAUUUUCACAUCUACUCAGCGGCUUGUCAGGUGAAAGUCUUCAAACCAAAGGGUGCCGAUCGGAAGAAUCGGACAGAUCGGGAAAAAAUCGAUAAGCGAACCAAAAUCGAAAGGCAGCAGUACCGUUCUGCGGCACCGACUACGUUUCUGGAGGAGGUGGCUUACUGUCCAAUGAGCCGCCUAGCCCUCAACGAUCCAGCUCCCUCAGCCACCACUGAGCACUCAGUGCUGGCUGCUCUUGAGGACUUUCUCUCCUCGGGCACCCAGCGUCAACAACCACCACCACUUCAACCCCCACCAUUAUCGACGUUGCAACAGGGGGUGGCAACGGUGGAUGCGACUUCUGUAAACCCCCUAUGUUCCUCUCUCCUUAUGCAGUGCAAGCGCUCCGCUCAAGACGGCGGGGGACUCGAUGCUAGUCUAUGCGAGACUAAUCCGAUGGGACGAAAGACCACCCGACACGCAGCUGCUUCUGUCCCUUUCCUCCCUCCGCCAGUGAAAAAUGGACGUCUUUUUGGUCAAGAUGCUAGUAGAGACUGCUUCAGGAACAGUCCAGUAGCGGUCCCAGAGGUCAGUGUGGACGCAUUACCCCUUUCACAGUGUGAGAUCAGUGAGCACGUCCCUGCAUCAUCUUUUCAACCGAUCGUCGCCUUCCCAACACCCACCACCGCCACCAGCGCAAAUGCUUCCAGAGACGUUUUCAAGCACCCACAGAUCCAAUCCCCCUUCUCCUCGGUCUCCUCUCAGAAGCGAAGCACCACGCCUGGUGAUGAGGUGCCGUGUCCUGGCACCUGCUCUUGCUGUGGAAGGGCUUGCUCUGCUGCUACCACCUCUACGGGUCUCAAUUCCGAAGUUUCGCUCGAGUGGAGCGUCAAGAGACUGCGCAGGAAACGCCAAUCCAUGAUGAAUCUGAGGCACACGCAGAGAUUUUCAUGCGCCACUCCGGCUAGGCAAAGGCAGACAAUGAUUCCGUGUGUACCCUUCACAACCUCGGACUACUCCAGUUACACCCUAGAUGAUGACAAUGAGACAGCUGUGGCGCAGCGUCGACCCUCUACUUCCAGCGAGACCAGUCAACCGAUCCCCUCAGACAAGUCCUCAAAGCCUCCCUCGCAGACCAAAAGCGAGGCGGAGGCGGAGGAGGACGAAGAGGAGGAGGAGGAGGCGGUGGUGGUGGUGGCGGGAGAGGAGGAUGUGGGCGAAGAUGGUGACGAUGAGAGCGAGGGAGGCACUGCUAACUCGCACUCACCACCAGUGCUACCCUCCGAACUCUCCUCCUCUGUCCCCGCCAUCGUUACCACCGCUGCCGCUGCCAUCACCCCAUCGAUGGGUCUGCGGACGCCGCGUACCUCUGUCAUGAGCUCCACUCGCCGCGUCCGCGCCUCCUUUCGAGCCGACAUGUCGCGUGCCGCUGUCUCUAAUUGGCUCCGAGCCUCUGGCUUUGGCAGUCUCAGGUCCAAAUUCGCCAAAUUCACCGGUGCCGAUAUGCUUCGAUUAAAUCGCCGUGAUCUCGUUCUACUUUGUGGUACCAUAGAAGGGAUUCGCCUCUCUAAUGCAAUAUUACAAAAACCUCCGCGAGCUACUUGCACAAUUUUUGUUCGGAAAGAUUCUGAAUUAGUCUUUCAAGCUAUUUACCUGUACCAACAAACUGAAGCGGAGCUUCGUAUUCGUCUAACCUCAUAUCUCAAGUUGACAAACACCCCUCAGAACAUUGUGGUUGUUUUGAAGAAAUCUCCUAACUUCGAUGUUGCUGUUAACGAUGAAGUGACUCUUAUCUUUGUUCACACCACUCUAGUGGUCGCGUAUUUUGAAGAUCAGAGCUGUUUCUCCGUCUGCGUCUCUGGAUUGAAUGCCGAGGAGGUCACUAUCUCUAUGCAGAAAUUGUGA
Molecule: messenger RNA, 2550 nt
Organism: Echinococcus granulosus
Lineage: Eukaryota; Metazoa; Platyhelminthes; Cestoda; Cyclophyllidea; Taeniidae
Product: Transcription factor CP2
Exons: 13
Coding region: 1-2550 (849 amino acids)
Biological process (GO): regulation of transcription by RNA polymerase II
Cellular component (GO): nucleus
Molecular function (GO): RNA polymerase II cis-regulatory region sequence-specific DNA binding; DNA-binding transcription activator activity, RNA polymerase II-specific
Source: RefSeq, a predicted model, not a curated record